GCGGGCGGAGGCGGCGGCGGCGCCCAUGGAGGCGGCGGGGAGCGGGAGCGGGGUCGGCGGCGGCCCCGGGCUGGGGCUGGGGCUGCCCCGGGCGCGGCGCGCAGCGCCCGCGCCGCCCUGCUCCGCGCCGCCGCCGUCCCCCGCCGCCAACCUCUCGUGGGCCCGCAACGCCUCCGCGGCCGCGCCGCCGCCCGGGGCAGGCCUGCUGGACGCGCGCGUGGAGCUGCCGCUCGUGGCCGUGGUGGCGGCCGGCGGCCUGGCCCUGGGCGCCGUGCUGUGUCUCAGCUGCGUGGUGGGCGCGCUGUGCCGCCGGGCCGGGCGGCCGCCAGCCUCUGCCCUGCCGCAGCGACUGCGCCGAGCUGAAAGCGCGCCGCCUGCCCCGGGACUGCGCCUCGCUGCCCUCCGACCUGCAGCUCCGCGACCUGGCGCCAAGCCCACCGCACCGAGGUGCGUCCCUGGGACGGCCUGCCCUCCCCCGGCCCUGCCAGGCCCCGAGGAGUCCCCGCUCCUCACCUCCUCGUCCACCAACAGCCUCACAGGGACAGGCGCAGGACAGCACGCCGCUGGAGCCAGAGGGCAACCUGGUCCUGACCAGCCUGGGUCUCAUCCGGUUGCCAAUGGCCGGGCACCUCUACAAGGUUUCCAGCAUGAGCAGCGACGAGAUCUGGCUGUGAGCCUACGGUGCGACGCCAGGGGGUCCGGAUUUGCCCUCUCCUGGGAUCGAUGCUGCAGGUCGCCCGGGACCAGUUCCCAGAUCCAGGGAGGUGGGAUGGGCGGGUGGCAGCACCGGAGCCUCCUACAGCACCAGGUUUCCUCUGACCGGGGUCCUGAGCCCCUCCCUGCACCUCGCAUGGACAAGUCUGCUGGGUUCAGCUACUGCCCGUCCUGCCUGCUGGGCCAGGGGCAGUUCUGGGAGCGGGGCCAGCCUGUGCUCCCAGCCACAGCCACGGCUUGGGAAAGGGCCAGGGGAGCAGGAGCGACGUGUGCAUGCAGCAGCCUCGGCUGCGAGCAGGUGGGUCUCCGCUGUCUCUGGAGAGAGCCAAGUCGUGUUGACCAGCUGCGGAGGGCGAAGGAGAAGGAUCACUCUAGCCCCCCAGACUGCUGGGGCAGGAGGACACAGGAUUCUUCAGCCAUUCGCGACCUUCCUCAUGUCCACAUCAGCCCAGGGCCCUGGCACGGCUGGCCAAGCAGCAGGACCAAGGAGACAUGGCCAUUGCGGCCGACCCGCCACUGGGUGGUUCAUUAAGCUAUGCAGCCUGUUCCCUGAGUUGCUUCACGCAGCUGCCCCCUUAGCUGAGGCAUGUGCCUGUGUAACAUCCGCAUUUCCUUGCACCAGCCUGUGCCAGGCUGGGGCUGGAAGUUGUUCUGACAGCAAUAAACCAGACUGCAGUGUG
This is a messenger RNA of Alligator mississippiensis (American alligator), 1394 nucleotides long. RefSeq names its product transmembrane protein 25 (gene TMEM25). Gene Ontology annotation, biological process: negative regulation of excitatory postsynaptic potential. Bases 26 to 1246 code for a protein of 406 amino acids. Lineage: Eukaryota; Metazoa; Chordata; Crocodylia; Alligatoridae. The transcript is spliced from 6 exons. The record is from RefSeq and is a predicted model, not a curated record.